AUGGGAUUUAGUGUGACUUGUAAGUUUGUGAGUUUGGGUUUGCGGACUCGCGUUUUUCGUAAAUUCCGGGGACAGCCGAAUAAAUCCUAUGACUGGAUCAGAAACAAUGUGGACAAAUUAAUAAGGAACGGGAGGCUAGAAUUAACCCUACCAAGAGCCAAAGAAUUACAACAAUACGUCGAAGAACUCAUUUAUCACGCCAAAAUACAUACUGAGGACUCAGAUUUGUUGGUGGAGAGUGUGAUAAGAACGCCAGAGUGUCGAAGUUUAUUAUAUGAAAAAUAUGUUCCUCUCUAUAAAGACCGACAGUUCUUCUUCACCCGCGUUGUUAAUCAAUACAAACUCAGACAAAGAGAUUCAGCUCCAUUAGCAUAUAUAGAACUUGUUAACACAGAGAACGAGAUAUAUCCUGCGAAACCUGUGGGAAUUGACAAGUUAAAUCACAUUCUAAACCUCAUGAAAUCAACCCGAAGAGAUUAUCGCAAAUAUCAUAACUACGGUAGGAAAAUGGGACUAAUUGACAAAGAUGGAAAUUUAAUAAAUAAAAUACAAAUCAACACAAAACCCUGGUAUGAGGAGGGAAAUAUUGAGACGGUGGACGAAACAAGUUUAUCCGAUGAAAAGGUGAGAAGAAGACUAGAAAUGAUACGUAAAGUUGAGGUUGUAAAUGGUAAAGUCAUUGAACCCUUCAACACACUUUAUCAACCAAACACCGCCACAGUUAAAAAAACACUCAGAUUCAAUCCAUAA
This is a messenger RNA of Theileria parva strain Muguga, 750 nucleotides long. RefSeq names its product Ribosomal protein L17 family protein. Gene Ontology annotation, biological process: translation. The transcript has 6 exons. Gene Ontology annotation, cellular component: ribosome; large ribosomal subunit. The record is from RefSeq and is a predicted model, not a curated record. The coding region runs from base 1 to 750 and encodes 249 amino acids. Gene Ontology annotation, molecular function: structural constituent of ribosome. Lineage: Eukaryota; Apicomplexa; Aconoidasida; Piroplasmida; Theileriidae.